Etheostoma cragini (Arkansas darter) is the source of this 1120-nucleotide messenger RNA. It is a transcript of the gene cptp, whose product is annotated as ceramide-1-phosphate transfer protein. The transcript is spliced from 3 exons. The coding region runs from base 136 to 786 and encodes 216 amino acids. Gene Ontology annotation, molecular function: ceramide 1-phosphate transfer activity; ceramide 1-phosphate binding. Gene Ontology annotation, biological process: intermembrane lipid transfer; ceramide transport. Gene Ontology annotation, cellular component: membrane; cytosol; cytoplasm. NCBI's taxonomy places the organism in Eukaryota, Metazoa, Chordata, Actinopteri, Perciformes, Percidae. The record is from RefSeq and is a predicted model, not a curated record.
AAUUUCCGUGUUUUUCCCGGCUCGAGUCUGCGCAGUAGAGGCAGAUUAGAACAGGAAUGACCUGUCGUUCCACUGACAUGUAGAGCAAACUUGCAUCUUUGUUACAUUUUCUCGAAGCAUUUCCGCAUAGAAACCAUGGCUGGUCCUCAAAAAGACCAGAAAUUCUGCUUACAGGAGGUGCUCGAUACUUUCAAGUUGUGUUUGUCGGAGAAAAAAGACAUCUAUCUUGAACACUACGUCGCUGGGUGGCGUGGUCUUGUAAAGUUUCUGAACUGCUUGGGCAGUGUGUUUGGCUUCAUUUCCAAGGAUGCUGUCAACAAGAUCAAUAUCCUGGUCACUCACCUGCAAGGUGAGAACGGCUCUCAGUAUGUCACUGUCCAGUCAAUGGUCAAAUACGAGCUGGACAAUGACCUGGUGGACCUGACCAAGAGUGUCAGUCACCCAGAGUCAGGCUGCCGGACCUUGCUGAGGCUCCACCGGGCACUGAGGUGGCUGGAGCUCUUCCUGGAGCGCCUCCGCACCAGCAGCGAGGACAGCAAGACGUCCGUCAUGUGUUCAGAGGCCUACAAUGAGUCUCUUUCCCAGCAUCACCCUUGGGUGGUGCGCAAAGCUGCAGGCAUGGCCUUCUGCGUGCUCCCAGGGCGCCCUGCUUUCUUAGAAGUGAUGAAUGUGGGCCCCCCCGAGCAGGUGGUGGCCAUGCUAGGGGAAGCUGUGCCUCUCAUCUCUGAGGUGUACCAGAUCACAGAGGAACUCUACGCUCAACAAAACCUGCUCGACUUACCAUAGAGAGACAAAACUGCCAUUAUAUGCAACUUCAUACAUUACAUCAUUAAAUAUGAUAUAUAUAUAUAUAUAUAACUAUAUAUGCUAUAAGUGCUGUUAAUUAUUAUAUAUGUGUAUAAUGGACUUUGAUUUAAUUCCACUUUUUCAAGAUGUAUCUGAAUAUAAUUUAAGUACAUGAAGGGGAGCAGUUGGGCCCAGAAGUCUUUGCUCACUCAGUAGCUGUUUGAAUUAUUUAUUUACUAAAAAGCAAAAUGAAAUGAAUCUGCAAAUAUUUUGACAAUUAUCCAAGAAAUCUUCUUAAGCAGAAACACUAAAUAUUUGAUGGUUUCAGGUUCUA